Molecule: messenger RNA, 1208 nt
Organism: Impatiens glandulifera
Lineage: Eukaryota; Viridiplantae; Streptophyta; Magnoliopsida; Ericales; Balsaminaceae
Product: F-box protein PP2-A13-like
Exons: 3
Coding region: 178-1053 (291 amino acids)
Molecular function (GO): protein binding
Source: RefSeq, a predicted model, not a curated record
AAAAAUCUAAGCCUCACCCACCUCAGGCCAGCCUGUCUUCCCCUGAAUAAUUUUUUGUCACCUUCAUUCAUUCUUCAAAAUUCAAUCUAAAUUUAAAGUUCUAAACUUGUAACUUCUAACCCAUCUUUCUAUCUCUCUUCCUAAUAAAUUCCCUGAAUUUUUUGAAUCUGAAUUCUGAUGGGAGCCAAUGCAUCUGCAUGUCUUCAAUCCUACCCUGAAUCAUCAUCAUCAUCAUCAAUCAAAUCAAAACCAAGAUUAGAAGACAUACCUGAAAACUGCAUAGCCCUAGUUCUAACCCAUUUAACCCCGCCGGAGAUCUGCAAACUUGCCCAACUCAAUCGAGCCUUCCGAGCCGCUGCUUCUUCCGAUUUCAUUUGGGAUUCUAAAUUACCUUCUAAUUACCGUUACAUCCUAGAAAAACUCUCCAACAACAAAGAUUUAUCAUGUUUGGGGAAGAAGGGAUUGUACGGUAACCUAUGUCACCACAACCCUUUUGACGGCGGCACCAGGGAGAUUUGGGUGGAUAAAAAGACGGGUGGGGUUUGUCUGUUGAUUUCUUCAAGGGCUUUAACGAUCACCGGAAUUGAUGAUCGGAGAUAUUGGACUCAUCUUCCGACUGAAGAGUCUAGAUUCCAAACAAUUGCCUAUCUUCAACAAACAUGGUGGUUGGAAGUUGUUGGCGACAUAGACUUCCAACUCCCUUCAGGGUGCUACAGCUUGUUUUUCCGGCUCCAACUUGGAAGGGCAUCCAAGAGGCUUGGACGACGUGUUUGUAAUCUUGAUCAUAUCCACGGUUGGAACAUAAAGCCAGUACAAUUUCAUCUCACAACUUCAGAUGGUCAGCACGUCACGUCGAAAUGUUUCUUGAAUAAUCCCGGAAAUUGGAUGCAUUACCAUGUGGGUGAUUUUUUAGUUGUGGAGAGUCAUCAAUCGAUGAGGAUCAAGUUUUCUUUGACUCAGAUCGACUGCACUCACACCAAAGGAGGGGUGUGUAUAGACUCGGUUUUGAUAUGUCCGGUUAGCUUAGGUAAAGAAUUGAGAGUUUUAUUGUAGAUAUUAUGGCCAUGUCAUGUGGAUUUGGAUAUUGAUGGUUCAAUAUGUGUGUAUGGUGUUUGGAAGAUUCAAUUGUGUGACUUGAACAUUUUGUGGAUAUUUUAUUCUAUAGUUUUUCUUUUGAAUUUUCAAUAAUAAAUGGAGUCAAGUUUUUA